AUGCCGCCCGGGGCCGACGCGUCCUCCCUCGCCGCCGCCGUCCUCGACGCCGCCACGCCCCCGGCCGCCGCCGCCGCCACAUCCAGAGUGCUCGACUACCUCGCCCGCCACGCCGACGACCAACCGCGGGCCUUCUUCGCCGACGCCUUCCCGUCCCUGCUCUACCGCCUCUUCGUCUCCGCCGCGUCCUCCCCAUCCUUCAUCGACCUCGCCGCCGCCGACCCCGCGCUCGCCGACCUCCUGCUCUCCCUCCUCUCCCCCAACGGUCCGCUCCUCGCCGCCGCCGCCGCCGCAGACCGCCUCGCCCUCAUCCGUUACGUCUUCCCCUCCGAGCGCCUCCCCGACUGGCUCCGCCUCGCCCUCGGGUCUCCCCCCUCCACCGACCUCGCCUCGCCGCUCCUGUCGCGCCGCGUCGCCUCCGAGCUCCACCUCUCCGUCUUCGAGUACUACCUCUUCUGGUUCGCCUACUUCCCUGUGUCGUCCGCAUCCUCUGCCGCCCCCGCCGCAUCCGCCUCCAACCCUCGACUCACCUCACGCGCCCGCCUCGAGACCUGGGUCUCUACUCUCGCCACCACGGCCAUCCGCAAACCCAGUCAGAAGCCCGAGAGCUCGCUAUACCUCAGGCUGCUCUAUGCCUACCUCAGGGAACUCGUGCCAACGCGCACUCCGCUGGGUAAGAUGCCCGGGGGCGGCACCCUGCUCCACCGGCCACCCAGAGAUGGCGCGGAUGCUAUCGACUUGUUUGCACGGGCCGAGUUCUUCCUUCACACCCUUGUCCAGUUCUGGCUUGUAGGCGAUGACUUCUCCCCUCUCCCCAUGCAGACUUGCCACGCAAUAGGUCUGCGGUUACCUUCUCGUGCUCGUGCCGACUUGAGUGAGCGGCCACCAUCACCAGGCCUGGGUGAUGCAGUGAAGCUGCUUGUCAUGUACCUCAACUGCUGUGAUGGCCGCGCAUUAGUCGAUGCGCGCAUACCAUCUCCUCAAGGAAUGCCAGUUUCCAAUGGGCUCUGCGAUACCCAGGUUGGGUUCUGGAAUCCGUUGAUACAGAGGCCUCUGUAUCGGUUUGUACUAAGGACCUUCUUAUUCUGCCCCAUCGGCGCCGUGAUAAAAAAUGCGACACAAGUCUUCUCUGUGUGGUUGGCUUACAUGGAGCCAUGGAAAGUUACCCAACAGGAGCUGGAUGGGUAUGGCAAGCAGCAAGCCGGGGAUGAGAAGGAGCCACAAACAACCAAGAUGGUGUACAAUUCAUCGUGGAGGACAUAUGUUCUGUCAAAUUACCUGUUCUACAACUCGAUGAUUGUGCAUUUCCUGGGAUUUGCGCACAAGUUCAUCCAUUCUGACGUUGCCUCAGUGCUGCUAAUGGUACACAAGGUGUUGGAGGUCUUAAGCUCUUCCCCGGAGCUAUUAGGUCUUCUCCAUAAAGUGGACGCUGCUUGUCACUCUAGGCUAGUGGCAUCAUCCCCAGCAUCUGAUGAGGUGUUGAAGUAUGUGCCAUCAAUCCAUGAACAGCUAAAGGACUGGGAGGAUGGUUUGUCAGAAAGCGAUGCAGAUGGGUCAUUGUUGCAUGAGCAUUGGAACUCUGAUCUAAGGCUUUUCAGUUAUGAUGAGAAUGGGGCUUAUAAUCUUCUUCAGCUACUUCUGAUCCGAGCAGAGUCAGAGAUACUACGCCUUCCAGGUGACACGCAACAAGCACUCCAGACGCUGGAUUCUAUCAAGUCACAGAUGAAAACAGCCUUCCAGGGCCACAUUGAAAGAAUUAAUGGGAAUACCUCGUUGGAGAAAUUACAUAAUCAACACCAUCAGGUGCGUGGGGAGGUAUUCACACCUAAGCAUCCCAGCUUGAGUAAGGGUUCUUGGGCUGAUGUUAAAUACAAAGGUGAGUGGAUGAAAAGGCCCAUCUCAGAGACUGAAGUGGCCUGGCUUGCAAGGAUUCUGAUCCGCCUCUCUGAUUGGUUGAAUGAUGCCCUGGGGCUUGACUGUGCUGAUGCUGAAGGUGGCCCUGCUGGCGCUACCUACAUUCAGUUUGAUGGCAACGAGCUGAACACGGUGGGCGGGCCAAGGGAUGCUGCGAGAAUGGCUCUUGGUGCUGUAUGUUCAUUGAUGGUGCUAGUGGGGCAAGCGGUACUGAAGUUGAUGAGGUCACGCAGGGUGAAGAUCAGUCUGAGAGUUUUUGCUUCUAAGAAGCUGCUCUCAGCCGCUGUUGUGCUGUAUGCAGGGGUGGCUGUGACACGAAAUGUUUUGGGCUGA
Messenger RNA from Miscanthus lutarioriparius, 2247 nucleotides. The record is from the annotation of a GenBank genome assembly. Lineage: Eukaryota; Viridiplantae; Streptophyta; Magnoliopsida; Poales; Poaceae.